AUGCCUGAAUUAUAUCCUUCUCCUGCAUCCACUUCUGACAAUCAGAAUUCACUCAAUGAGUACUGGCCCCUCACUCUCACUCCUGCAGACAUUUCAGCUACUAUGUUGAUGUCUGCAUCGCGCAUCCAUCUCCCAAUAUCAGGCAGAGGCUGCAAACAACAAUCUUCCCCCUUUGGCUCAGAUCAGGCACUUCAAAGCCAGGCUGCAAUGGGAGAUCACUACUUUUGUCACGCCCAUCCUCCAGUACUCAGCUGCCAGGAACAUCAUUUCGGUCGUUCCCAGCCCUAUUGCUCAUAUUCUUCAUUUGAUUCCCAGUCACACCUGGAACACGAUCCUGGAGAUCCAUCCCAGAUCGUAUCUGGCUAUGAUACCCCAUGGUGGAUGGGAGAAACUGCAAUCCCGAACGAACCAUGGCAAUGGGAUUGGAUGAUGACUUGCUGUAUCUUUCACUACCAGCAUUGGCUAGAUGGUAUUGAGAAUGAUGGUCUGACAAUUCCGGAGCAGGUGGAUCAUACCUCAGUCCCAUCAGUGAUAGGACUGAGGUGGAUUAGAGAACACCUCCUGACAUUACUUGAGGAGCAACAUGAGGGCAUCUGUGACAAGAUGGCAGAGAUACAAAUCUACACUGCCAUUCUGGACAGAUUGAAGAGAGGCAGAGGAGAGUAG
Messenger RNA from Suillus bovinus, 666 nucleotides. RefSeq lists its product as uncharacterized. NCBI's taxonomy places the organism in Eukaryota, Fungi, Basidiomycota, Agaricomycetes, Boletales, Suillaceae. The transcript is spliced from 4 exons. Bases 1 to 666 code for a protein of 221 amino acids. The record is from RefSeq and is a predicted model, not a curated record.